Coccinella septempunctata (seven-spotted ladybird) is the source of this 1748-nucleotide messenger RNA. It is a transcript of the gene MKP-4, whose product is annotated as dual specificity protein phosphatase MPK-4. Gene Ontology annotation, cellular component: nucleus. Bases 144 to 1055 code for a protein of 303 amino acids. The transcript has a single exon. Gene Ontology annotation, molecular function: protein tyrosine/serine/threonine phosphatase activity. NCBI's taxonomy places the organism in Eukaryota, Metazoa, Arthropoda, Insecta, Coleoptera, Coccinellidae. The record is from RefSeq and is a predicted model, not a curated record. Gene Ontology annotation, biological process: protein dephosphorylation.
CAUAUCUCUGCCAAAGAUUUUUGCUUUAGCACUUUGGCAGGUGAUAUGUUGAAUGUUAUGCUCAUAAGUUAAAGUUACACAAGAAUGGUUCAAGCUCGAUCAACCCUUUAAUAAUUGUGUGUGAUUUUCAGUUUGGUGACAAAAUGCACAAAAUGUGCGAUUUGAAUUUGGGCCCAAUUAGUGUUGAUUUAAUUGAACCUAAUUUAUAUCUUGGUGGCCUAGCUGCUGCUAAAGAUGUAGUUACUCUUGGUAAAUUGAAGAUCACCCAUAUUUUAACAAUUGAUACAUGCCCUCUUCCGAGGCAAAUUAGAGAGUUGAAAGGAUUAACUAUAAAAUUUGUACAGUUAUCUGAUCAACCAAAGGAAGAUCUGUUGAGUUACUUCGAUGAAACACAGAGGUUCAUUGAAGAGGGUGUAUGUAAAGGAAAUGUACUUGUUCACUGUUAUUUCGGAGUUUCUAGAAGUGCCACAGUAGUAAUUGCAUAUGUAAUGAAGACAUAUAAUUUGACUUAUGUCGAUGCAUUCCAAAGGGUUAAAUUGAAGAGAAGUAUUGUCUAUCCCAAUCAUGGCUUUGUCUCACAGUUACAACUUUAUGAGCAAAUGAAUUAUACUAUUGAUAAAAAUUAUAUGCAUUAUAAAAUAUUUCGUUUAUCUCUAGCAGCUGACAGGUUCAAAAAAAUUAAAAUUUUACCACAGAAUUUUAUUGACUGUAUCAAAGGGGACCCUGGUUUAGUCAGGAGCCAACCUGAAACCAAUGUGUAUAGAUGCAAAAAAUGUCGAAGAGUUUUAGCAGGAGAGUCAAACUUGAUUACUCAUGAAAAUGAAAACCAAGUAUGUAGAAAAACUUUUUUCAUUGAGCCGUUAGAAUGGAUGAAUGUUGCACAAAUCCCAGAAGGCAAAUUAUAUUGUCCCAAAUGUAAGAACAAAUUAGGCUCCUUCAAUUGGAUUAUGAGUUGCCAAUGUCCAUGUGGUAGACAAAUUGCACCAGCAUUCUAUCUCAAUCCAUGUAAAGUUGAUUUUACAAAUGUGGUGAAAAAUGUAGAAGUUACAUUUUAAAUCAAGUUAUUAGUCAUGUGAAAAACAGGGUUUUUAAGUAGGUAUGUGUAUGUUUCAAUUCCUUGUCCACCUAGUGUUGUUGAAUUGUGAUAUUAAAGUUUCCAUUUUUUGAAAAUUUAUUCUACUAAACUUGACUAUAUAUAUUUUUGAGGUAUUCAUUGUUGUGUAAAUAUGUAUAUUGUACUCUUGCUAAACCUAUUUUAUUCAUUGAAGUAUUAUUUGCCAAAAUACAUAUCCUAUCAAGUGAAGAUAUAAAAUUAGAAAAAAAAUUCGAUUUAUUUUAUAUAUGGUGGGAAUGGUGUAAUCACCUCCCUUUCCACUAUGACUGAUAACCGUUCUCUAAACUCCAUCUGGCAUGGAGUAGGUGAGAGUAAAAACUGAGAUUGAGUCACAUGGGAAUUAAUCCAUGGGAACUUAGCCAGGAAAGUUCUUUCACUUUGUGAUGAUAUUUAUCGUUAUGUAGAAAUUGUAUUGAACGAGCCUGUUUUAAAGUUUUGUCCUGGCUCAUAUACAAGCUCUUAUACCUUCCAAUACCAUCCUUUCUAUCUUAGCUAAUGUUGGGUUUUCUGAUUUGUAACAUUGUGAUACAUAAUUUGAAGUAUUAGAAAACAAUAUGUGUAUAAAUGUAUAUUUUUUUAUAGAAUAGUGUUAAUUGUUAAAUUUCUGUUCAACAUUAUUAAAGACUGAAGAUUC